AUGCAUUUCUCGGUAAACCAAAUGAAGAGUAUUGUGCUUGGAUUCUUGACUCUCAGAAGUGGGGAGGAGAAGUAUUCCGAAAGGGCUCUGCUGAUCUAUGAUGGGCUUCAUUACAAUGCUUUAGCUAUGUCACCCUUUGAGGAGUUUGAUCAGACUAUAUUUGCAGUUAAGGACAGUACCAUUGAGCCGGUUGACAGGCUCGCUCUUAAUCUUGUGAAAGAGCAACAAAGGUAG
Prunus armeniaca (apricot) is the source of this 234-nucleotide messenger RNA. Lineage: Eukaryota; Viridiplantae; Streptophyta; Magnoliopsida; Rosales; Rosaceae. The record is from the annotation of a GenBank genome assembly.